Molecule: messenger RNA, 2803 nt
Organism: Protopterus annectens (West African lungfish)
Lineage: Eukaryota; Metazoa; Chordata; Ceratodontiformes; Protopteridae
Gene: DCAF10
Product: DDB1 and CUL4 associated factor 10
Exons: 7
Coding region: 149-1603 (484 amino acids)
Cellular component (GO): Cul4-RING E3 ubiquitin ligase complex
Molecular function (GO): protein binding
Source: RefSeq, a predicted model, not a curated record
AGCAUUAAUUGUUGCAUCGGACCUGGAACCGGAAGUUCGUAUUUUUUUCUAUUUUGGAGAAUAGGCUGUGUUACUUGUGGAAAGAAAUGUUGUUGUUCACUGGCUAGUCAGCGGUGACUACACUUUAAGUAGCCGCUCUUGGGCGGACAUGGAGGGAGAGCAGCAGUGGGAUGUACCGAGCACUGGGUGUGAGGAUGGCGCGGCUGUUACACCUGCUGGGGUUACCUGCUCUCCUAGGGCGCCCGAGAGGGGCCUGGACCCCUUACGAAGGGAUAGUGGGCUUGGCGUGUUUUGGCAGCUAAAACAGCGCUGUUUGGGGAGAGGGAUCUACGUGGAUCCGGCUCGAGAGAACUAUCGUAGCAUGACUAGCUUGUAUGGUUCAAUUAGCCCUGCAGAUUCCAUGAGUCUCACUACCAAGACACAUGGUGCUGUGUUUAAUUUGGAAUAUUCUCCGGAUGGGUCUGUGCUGACAGUGGCUUGUGAACAAACUGAAGUCUUAUUGUUUGAUCCCAUAUCUUCAAAACACAUUAAAACCCUGUCUGAAGCACAUGAAGAUUGUGUAAAUAACAUCAGGUUUCUGGACAAUAGACUGUUUGCAACCUGUUCUGAUGAUACCACAGUGGCACUUUGGGACUUAAGAAAAUUGAACACUAAAGUGUGUACUUUGCAUGGUCACACAAGUUGGGUGAAAAACAUUGAAUAUGACACUAAUACAAGACUGCUGGUGACUUCAGGGUUUGACGGCAAUGUAAUUAUCUGGGAUACAAACAGAUGUACAGAAGAUGGAUGUCCUCACAAGAAGUUUUUCCAUACACGUUUCCUUAUGAGGAUGCGGUUGACACCAGAUUGUUCAAAAAUGCUAAUAUCUACUUCCUCUGGAUAUCUUCUAAUUUUGCAUGAUCUUGAUUUGACUAAAUCUUUAGAAGUCGGCAGCUACCCUAAUUUAAAAGCAAGGCGAACAACUUCUUCAUCAGAUGUGACAGCAUCAUCCAGUUUGUCUACUUCCAGAUCUUCUAACUCUCCAAGACAUCAAAGUGAUUCCAGCCACUUCACUGGAAAGCACUCCUCACAGAAUUCACAAAGAGAUGGAGGAUCUCCUCGAAAUAGUCUAGAGGUUUUGACCCCAGAAGUUCCUGGUGAAAAGGAACGUGGCAACUGUAUUACCUCUCUGCAACUUCAUCCAAAGGGAUGGGCCACACUCUUGCGAUGCUCCAGUAACACAGAUGAUCAAGAGUGGACCUGUGUGUAUGAAUUCCAGGAAGGGACUUCAAUGCGUUUUGCUUCCCCUCGAUGUUCAUUGCACUUGACCCACUAUAUUGAAGAAGCCAAUGUGGGCAGGGGAUAUAUCAAAGAACUCUGUUUCAGCCCUGAUGGACGAAUGAUUUCAUCUCCACAUGGUUAUGGAAUUCGUUUGCUGGGAUUUGACUUGCAGUGUAAUGAACUGGUUGAUUGCCUGCCCAGAGAAGCCAGUUGUCUGCAAGAAAUCCGUUCUCUCUACUCGCACAAUGAUGUGGUACUGACAACAAAGUUUUCACCAACGCACUGCCAGAUUGCUUCAGGGUGCCUUAGUGGACGGGUAUCCUUGUAUCAGCCAAAGUUUUAGGCACCUCAUCACUGAAGUGGAAACACAGACUUGUAUUUGUAUAUCUUUGUUUACAUCUGUAGCAGCUGAGUUUUAUCACAAAUCCUGCCGAGCACACACCAUUCAAAGCUCAAGUUCUACUUUAGGUUACUAUUGACAAACAUAAUCAUUCCACAGUGCGACUGGCCUGAGACAUUUUGCAGGUUAAGUAUGUUGCCUUUUCAUGAAGGAGUCCAUACUCUCUAGCGAACAUACAAUGUACACACCUGGUGCAAAGUUGAAUUAGUUCUUGCCAACUCUCUAUCUGGAAAAACAUCACCACCUCAAGUUUUCAUCACUUGAGAUUAAGUACAGGGAAAUUUGCCUGAGAAUUAACUACAGGGAAGUUUGGCUGUAUAAGUAAAAAAAAAAAAAAAAAAAAAAAUGGCUUGGCUGAUUCUUCCAAUGGCUUGGGCUGUUAAUUGCACACAGCCUCAACAAGCAGUUACAUGUUGUAAGUUGUUAAACUUUGUAUAUGUAGGUCUUUGUACAUAAAUUUUGUGUGCGCGCGUGUGUCAGGUAGGUUUAAACGAUGUUGUUCUUUGCAUAACUUAAAAAUGGAGAAGUGUGAUGCUUGCACUUUUCAUAGUGUAUUGAGACUCUAAAAUGAAUGGUUGCCCCACCAGGUCAGUGUAUAUCUUGUGCUGUCCUGUUUGUAGCUUUGCCACCCAUGUGGAAUGCAUAUUAUGGGUCUCUGCAGGUGAAAUGUAAUGUUGAUCAGCAGUUAAUGCUUGCCAGAUUUCUCUCCAUCUCUCUUUAUAGCUCUCUGUCUAUCAAGGAGAGGCUUGCAACUUAAUGUUUUUCUAGUUUGACUUGUUUAUGGUUUUAUAAUAAACAGCAGUUUUAAUUAAUUGGCAAAACUGGUAACCAAAAUAGAUUCAAGUUUUAGUUUGCCUAAAGUAAAUCCGACCUGAAAUAUUUUCAAGGCCCUGAUUUUAUGUGUAAUGGUUACUGUAGUGCCUAAAGUAGCUAUGAAUAUCUUGUCCUGUAUUAACGGAUGGUUGUUACAGGUCCCCUUAUGUGUUACAUUUAGCUAUCACCUCAGUGUAGCAGAGGCUGAAAAUGUAUCGAUUUAAGACUCUCAGAAGACAUUCAUUUUGUUUAUCUUAACUCUCCUUCUUAAAAGAUGUACAGUUCAUUUCACCUUGCUAACCAUAUUAAAAGCAGGAUCUGCUUUGAGUA